Molecule: messenger RNA, 1875 nt
Organism: Saitoella complicata NRRL Y-17804
Lineage: Eukaryota; Fungi; Ascomycota; Saitoellomycetes; Saitoellales; Saitoellaceae
Exons: 7
Coding region: 1-1875 (624 amino acids)
Molecular function (GO): copper ion binding; oxidoreductase activity
Source: RefSeq, a predicted model, not a curated record
AUGUCUCGUCACGUCUUUCUUUUGAUCGCGCUUGUCGCCUUCCUGGGGCAGGCUGUUGCCGGUGUCCUCCCUUUGAAGAAGAAACAGGCGUCAUCUGGCUCCUUCUGCGAAAACACGCCCAGCAGUCGCUCGCAUCUACACCGACUACUAUUCUGUGGAGGAAUCGCCGAGCACGGAGUCGUUCGUGAGUACUGGCUCGACGUCGUCAACAUUACCCUGGCUCCCGAUGGUGUCCCUCGACAAGCCCUUGCCUUCAACGGCACCUUGCCUGGGCCAAUGAUUUGGGCGAACUGGGGAGACGAGAUUGUGGUUCACAUCAACAACUGCCUUGAAAACAACGGUACUGCAGUUCACUUCCAUGCCCAGACUCAGCUCAACACCAACCACAUGGAUGGAGUUCCCGGUGUUACUCAAGCACCGAUCCCUCCUGGUGGCAACUACACCUACCGAUUCAAGGCGGAUCACUACGGUCAAUCAUGGUACCAUUCCCACUUUAGUAUGCAGUACAUCGAAGGUCUCGCCGGCCCUCUUACCAUUUAUGGACCUACGUCUGGCAACUACGACUGCGAUCUUGGCCCAUUGAUGUUUACCGACUGGCGUCAUGAAUCGGCAUUCAAGGUCAUCCGUCAACUUGCCAACGGAGGAUUCGGUCUCGUGGUUGCAAUGGAGAACGCUGACAAUAUGUUGCUCAAUGGGACUAACGUUUACAACAACACGGGAAACAUCACCGGCAGUUACUUAGAGGUGGAUGUCGUGCCGAACACGAAAUAUAAAAUGAGUCUCAUCGGCGGGUUGGGCGAAAACAGUGUCUACUUCAGCAUCGACAACCACAACAUCACGAUCGUCAGUACUGACUAUACCCCCAUCAAACCGAUUGUCGUCGACCACAUCUUCGUUACCCCAGGUCAGCGCUACGAAAUUAUCUUCGAAACGAACCAAGAUGUCGACAACUACUGGAUUCGUGCCGUGCCUGCUGUCGUCGGUGGUUGUGCGUUCAAUACGAACUAUAUGACAACUGGCCGUGGAAUCCUACGUUACGCCGGAGCACCCGUAGUCGAGCCUGUCACCACGGCAUGGGAUAUCCAAGAGACUUGUCUCGACCUACCUGCCAGUCAGCUGCAGCCCAUCCUCUACAAAGAAGUGCCCGUGGACUUGGACGCCGAUUUCCUGUACGGCAUGAUUGUGGGUCACUGGAACACGUCCGGUCCCGGACGUUCUGAGCUCUUCUACAUUAACAAAAACGAGCCGGCCAACACGAGUAACACGACUACGAGUCCAUCCAACGCCCCUGCGUACACUGAUCCGUCAACCAUCACCCCGGUGUCCAAUACAACCCUCCCGGGUGAGGCUUCAUUGUUGAUUAACUUUAGCAACCCAUCACUUGGUAUCGUGGAGAACCAUGCGUGGUUCGGUACCCCCCUCGACUUCCCCGCCUCAUACAAUGUAUAUCCAUUGUAUCAAAGAGACGAAUGGGUGUACUUCGUUAUCCAAGCUCCAGGAGGCAUUGCUCACCCGAUGCAUCUUCACGGCCAUGACUUCUACAUUCUCUCGGAGUCAGACUCGCAAUUCAAUAAAGCAACGGCAUCUAUAAGUGGAACGAACCCAGUGCGUCGUGAUACUGCUAUGUGUCCUCCGUUCGGGCAUAUGCUGUUGGCUUGGAAGUCGGACAAUCCAGGCUGUUGGAUGUUCCAUUGUCAUAUUGCAUGGCAUAUCGCCCUUGGGUUGGGAAUGCAAUUCCUCGAACGUCCUGAUGAUAUUCGGAGCACUCUCAAUAUCACACCGUUUGGUGAUGAUUCAUGGUAUCAGAAUUCAUUGGCUUGGGAUGCUUACGACACCCCUCCAUUGGUCGUUCCGGAAGACGAUUCGGGAUUAUAA